AGCGGCAUAUGGCACCGUCGUCAGGGCGACGCCAAAGGUCGGCUCUCAUUGGCCGGACGCGCUCUUGCGUUAUUCCGCGCUUUUAUCGGGCGCUGCUGGAACACAGUCGAAUCAACGAGAAAGACGGAGCUUAUUUCCGAACCAUCCGAAUAAUAUCUCUCUCUAUGAGCGAGCACGAUUUUUUUUCCAUGCGAUGAUCAAGCGUUAAUCGGCUCGAAACAGUAGUAUCGAUUCGGCGCGUUAAUUAUUAGGCAAGUCACUCCAGUCGUUUAAUUUUUCUGCGUUUUUCGCGAAAUGUCGAGGCUUCUGGCUGGAAAAUUGGCACUUGUCACCGGUGCUGGAAGCGGCAUCGGAAGAGAGGUAUGUCGAAUUUUGGCUCGUGAAGGCGCAAAAGUCGUCGCAGCUGAUCAGAAUGUCAAAACUGCUCAGGAAACUGUUGCCACUUUGGAAGGUCGUGAACAUAUCGCAUUGAAUAUUCAAGUUAAUGACCGAAGCAGUGUGGAAACAGCAUUUAAAGAUAUUGUAAAACAAUAUUCAAAGCCACCCACCAUUGUUGUUAAUUCAGCAGGCAUCACGCGAGAUAACUUUUUGGUGAAACUCAGUGACAAGGACUUUGAUGAUGUCAUCGAUGUUAAUUUAAAGGGUACUUAUCUAAUUAUGCAAGUCGCUGUCAAAGCAAUGAUAGAAGGAAAUGCGACCAAAGAUUCUUCAAUUAUCAAUAUGAGUUCAAUCAUUGCUACACGUGGGAACAUUGGACAAAGUAACUAUAGUGCAUCAAAAGCUGGAGUGAUAGCUAUGACAAAGAGCGCUUCGAUGGAGUUUGGACAGUUUGGAAUCAGAGUAAAUGCAGUACUGCCUGGUUUUAUAGACACUCCUAUGACUGCAAUUGUACCUGAUAAAGUUAAGGAAAUGUUCAUAAAAAGAAUACCAUUACAAAAAUUGGGAAAGCCACAAGAAGUAGCAGAGGUCAUCGUGUUUUUAGCUUCUGAUAGAAGUUCUUACGUAAAUGGAGCCUCUAUUGAAGUUACUGGAGGACUGGCGUAACAAUAACUUUCACUAUUUAUAUAUAUAUAUGGUGGGUGGCUUUGAAUAUUGUUUUACAACAUCUUUAAAUGCUGUUUCCACACUGCUUCGGUCAUUAACUUGAAUAUUCAAUGCAAUAUGUCACCUUACAUAUACAUAUGCUAUAAAGCUCAAUUUUUAUAAGCCAUUUAAUUCGCGACAAACAAAAAUGAAGACAGAAUUUUAUUUAUAAUUUUAUAUCCCGUAUAUCCUAAUGUAUGUGUUUUAAAAUGUAUUUGUAUAUAUAUAUAUGCAUUUUUUUCUAAA
Molecule: messenger RNA, 1329 nt
Organism: Nylanderia fulva
Lineage: Eukaryota; Metazoa; Arthropoda; Insecta; Hymenoptera; Formicidae
Product: (3R)-3-hydroxyacyl-CoA dehydrogenase
Biological process (GO): fatty acid biosynthetic process
Molecular function (GO): quinone binding; oxidoreductase activity, acting on the CH-OH group of donors, NAD or NADP as acceptor
Source: RefSeq, a predicted model, not a curated record